Oldenlandia corymbosa var. corymbosa is the source of this 4320-nucleotide messenger RNA. The record is from the annotation of a GenBank genome assembly. NCBI's taxonomy places the organism in Eukaryota, Viridiplantae, Streptophyta, Magnoliopsida, Gentianales, Rubiaceae.
AUGGCUUCCUUUCAUGAAGACGACGAUGAAGGAUUUGAUUGGGAAGCAGCGGUGAGGGAAAUCGAUGUGGCUUGUGCUCAAAACGCCGCCGAUUCCGUCAAUAACUCCACCGCCAAUCGUGCUUCUACGUCAAAUGACGCCGAUUUCCGAGAAACCCAUCAACCAUUUGUGGCUGGAAAGGGCGAUUCUUUUCCUUCUUCGUCUAAGCAGUCGACCCUUGAUAGGUUUAUUACUGGGGCCGGUUCGAAUUCGAAUAGAACCCAGAGAGAAAAAGAAGGAAAUUGGGGAAAUGGGUUUCGGGAAAAUGGAAAUAAUCAUUAUCAUGGUAUUGGUAAAGGGGUAGAUGAGGGUGGAGAUGCUGAAGGGAGAGCUAGUUUUGUUAAGAUUGAUCUUGAGGCUGCUAAAACAUGGAUAUACCCAGUUAAUAUUCCUCGGCGCGACUAUCAAUUUAAUAUCACACGCACUGCUUUGUUUUCAAAUACCUUGGUGGCAUUACCUACAGGACUUGGAAAAACUCUAAUUGCUGCUGUUGUAAUGUACAACUACUUCAGAUGGUUUCCAGAAGGAAAAAUUGUAUUUGCGGCUCCCUCUCGACCACUUGUAUUGCAACAGAUUGAAGCAUGCCACAAUAUUGUAGGAAUACCACAAGAAUGGACUAUUGAUCUUACAGGUCAAACCAGUCCAACAAAAAGGGCACACUAUUGGAAAACGAAAAGAGUGUUUUUUGUAACUCCGCAAGUACUUGAGAAAGAUAUCUAUUCUGGUUCAUGUUUGGUGAAUUAUCUAGUUUGUUUGGUGAUCGAUGAGGCCCAUCGAGCUACAGGAAAUUAUUCCUACUGCGUAGCAGUUCGUGAGCUGAUGGCUGUACCUGUGGAACUCAGGAUAUUAGCGUUGACUGCGACACCAGGAUCUAAACAGCAGACAGUCCAGCAUAUAAUCAAUAACCUUCAGAUAUCUGCACUUGAAUACCGGAGUGAAAGUGAUCCUGAUGUGAUACCUUAUGUGCAUGACAGAAAAAUAGAACUAAUUGAGGUUGCUAUGGGCAAUGAUGCUGCCGAGGUAAAUAAUUUGAUCUUGGAUGUGAUCCGACCAUAUAUUGCUCGACUUGGUGCAAUUGGUGUGCUUCCAAGUAGAGAUUUUCAGACGCUGAGUCCAUGUGAUUUACUCAACUCAAGGGACAAGUUUCGGCAAGCUCCUCCACAAAAUUUGCCGCAGACUAAUUAUGGGGAAGUUGAAGGUUACUUUGGGGUUCUCAUAACUCUUUACCACAUCAGGAAAUUACUUUCCAGUCAUGGAAUAAAGCCUGCAUUUGAGAUGCUUCAAGAAAAGCUGCAACAGGGGUCCUUCGCACGUCUGAUGAGUAGAAACGAAAUUCUAUUGAAAGCAAAACUGGUUAUGCAGCAAAACAUCUCUCACGGUGCUCCCAGUCCGAAAUUGUCAAAGAUGCUGGAAGUGUUGAGUGACCAUUUCAAAACGAAAAGUCCAGUUAGUUCAAGGGUCAUUAUUUUCUCCAAUUUCAGAGGAAGUGUCAGGGAUAUAAUGAUCGCACUGAAAAACAUAGAAUUUGUCAAAGCUACCGAGUUUAUAGGUCAAAGCUCAGGGAAAACAUCAAAGGGUCAGUCACAGAAAAUGCAACAGGCAGUUUUGGAGAAAUUUCGAGCUGGUGGAUACAAUGUGAUUGUUGCGACCUCCAUCGGGGAAGAAGGUUUGGAUAUCAUGGAAGUUGAUCUAGUCAUUUGUUUUGAUGCUAAUGUCUCACCCUUGAGAAUGAUCCAGCGGAUGGGGAGGACUGGAAGGAAACAUGAAGGAAGAGUGGAUAUCCUUGUUUCAUCUACUUUUCUAACUACUUGUGAGGGUUCCGAGUUGAGGGGUUACAUGCGCAAGCAAGCCAAUAGCAAGGCUAUUAGGAAGCACAUGCAAAAUGGGGGAACAAAGAGUUUUCAAUUUCAUUCAAGUCCAAGAAUGAUUCCUCAUAUUCUAAAACCAGAAGUUCAAUUUGUUGAACUUUGUAUUGAGCAGUAUGUUCCCCGUGCAAAAAAGAUCAAUGAUGAUGAUUCUGUUAUUGAUUCGUCCACAUAUAAGACUAAGUUAACCAAUGCUGAGAAGGAGUUGAUUGCUAAAUAUUUUUGCCCUUCCAGUAAGAAUACCUGGAUACCAUCACUUAUUGCUUUUCCUCAUUUCCAAGCUUUUCCUUCAAGAGUGGGGAAGGUGGUGCAUUCACAUAGGACAGGGAUGCUAAUAGAUGCAAUGCAAUGUUUGCAAGGAUUAUCAUUUUCAGGAGACACUAAAUCUUUUCUUUUUGAGGAUAGGACCUCUCCUGAACCGUCAGCAGUUCCCGAAGCUGUUGAACAGUGUCAUGAAACAACAAUCGAAUUGACGAGCCCUAUCAAUUUUCAUGAAGCGGAUAGGGAAGAAGUUCUGGGUGCUGAGAUUAAAGCAAUAGGAAAUAUAAGUACUGAAGGGGAGCCUUUUUUGCAAGAUUCUCAACAAAAAACUCUGACCCAUUGCUUCCUCUUCAACUCUGAAUUUGUAGCUUUAGAUGAUCUUGGAAGAGUUAUGGUUUUAUCCUUGCCAGAAUUUCCUUUAAGAGAAGUUCCUAUUCUUAAGUUGGCUGAUAGCACAACAGUGCCACAUCAUCGUAAAGAAGCUUCUGUAAAUUUUGACCCUUCAAGUUCAACACAUCUACGGGGAGAAAAGUAUGACCUAGUCGAAGGUAUGACUGCUUCGACCUCCCAAAUGAGAUCCCAAGAAGACGAUAACGAUCGUAGAUGUAACGUAAACAACAUUUGUCAUGCAUCUCAAGAACGAACAUUAGUCCUUCAAAAUCUUCAGACUUCUAGUUCCAAGCAAAAUCCAAAUGUUGGGGAGAACAUUUGCAGCAGUCCCCAAACACCCCCACCGAUUGAUGAGGGCAAUAAUGACUCAGGAGAGUUUGAGCUUAGUCCCAGGCUCACUAACUUUCUGGAGAGUGGUGUUGUUCCAGAAUCUCCUAUCAUUAACAGUGGAAGGCCUUCUAUCAAAGAUGAUGGAUGUGAGGUUUCAGAUCUUGUUUCCAAUGGAAUGGAUUUUGAGUUGGUAGAGAAGUUCCAAGAGCAGGGUGAAGAGGUUGUUCAUGGCAUACAUGGUGAUGAAAUGAAUGUUCAGUCUCCCUUGAUAACUGAAAUUCAAUUUCCUGCCACAAAUGUGAAUGAAGUAAUCCCGGCACUCAAGUCCACUUCUCCAACUGCUGUAGAAACUCGAUCUCCAUUCAUCAAUGUUCAGUCUCCCUUGAUUGAUGAAAUUCAAGUUCCUGCCGCAAAUGUGAAUGAAGUAGUCCCAGCGUUCAACUCCGCCUCUCCAACUGCUAAAGACUCUCGAUCUCCUUUGAUAAAUCUGGUAGACACUAGCUGUAGUGAAGACUGGCUAUUAAAUUCUGGAGACAGGUCAAAAUGUGUGGAAGAGAAACCCAAGCUUAAAAGACUGCGCAAACUUGGAGAGUUGUCUAAAAAUGGAUCUGAUGACUUGAAAGGAAAGACAAAUGGACUCUCCCAAAACUUAAGUAGUCAUCGUGCUGCAGAUCAUCUUAGAAAUCAUCAUGAGAGAGGUAAACGACGAAAAGUAGAUGAUGCCAAGCUCUUUGUUGAAGAAGAAGCAGAGGUGUCUUCAGAUGUUGGGGUAUCUGCUGAUGAGGAAGAUGAGCUGGAUAAUAAUUCAUUUGAUGACAGUUUCAUCGAUGAUAGACUAAAUCCUACAGCAACAAGUACUCAAGCUGAAGAGGGUGCAGUUGAUAUGAUGGCGGUUUACAGACGUUCUUUGCUCAGUCAAUCACCAUCCCAGAUAAUGCCAAACAGUGGUGCAGAUACUACCCCCUGUUCUGAGGUUCGAACAAAUGAAAGCACAAGUACAUCAGGAACAGAAAGUCAUCUGCUACAAAAGUCCUGUAGCGUCUUCGGAUCCACCACAAGGCCGAAUCGCAAACAGGAUUGCUCAGAUCGAGCACCAUCCGGUACAACUGGCGUUCCAGAAGAUUAUGGAAGCAAGACAGAAAGUAGUAAAAAGCGUAAAUUUUUUCAACCUGGUUCUUUCCCUGUUCAUAAUUUAGAACAGGAAUUCUCUGUUCAGUCCAUGCAUUUAGGAGAAGACUCUAUCCGAGAAGUCAACAAAUUCCCUGAAGACGGGGAUAUAUUUGACGAUGACCAAUUUUUCGAUGCUAUUGAUCUAGAUGCAAUAGAGGAGGAAGCUACAAAACUCCUGAAACAGAGGACAGAGUGUUCAACACAGAAACAUGUGGCCCUAAACAAUGCCAUGGGAGAUUCGCCUUCAUUUGACCUGGGAAUUUGA